CGCGUAUUCGUCACACCAGCGGUAGCUCCAUGUUUAAAAUUGUAUAACAUAUAUUAGGUACCUAUAUAUUAUAUUGUCUUGAUCCAUUUGUAAAAUCGAGAUGUCGCCGUAGGACCGCUCAUCAAGGACCCUAAGAAUAUCGUCGUAGGCAUAAUAUAUACGACUUAGUAAUUGUGCAGCCUCAGACGUCAGUAUUAGUGUGAUCGAUUCGUCCCGCUACAGCGGACCAUCACGACCAUGACGUCCGCCAAAUGUUUUCUGGGCUGCACCAACGUCCGGUACGGUGCCCGGAUAAUUUCAAUAUUGGACUUUUGGAUUGGUGUGCUACUUUUGAUAAAAUGCCUCGUGUUGUUAAAUCCAUUCUACGAUGACUUUUACUAUUACAACUCACGCACAGAACAAAUAUUAUACGAUUUUACCAUAUUCAGUUAUUUGUUUCUAAUAUCUGUGUUCCUUAACGUGAAUUAUUAUCUGAAAGAAUCAACGUAUGACCACAAAAUUCAUAAAAUCUAUCAGUGGUUAGCGAUCAACACGAUAUUCCUGUCGUUUCAUAUACUGGCUGUUACUUACAUCACGAUCAAAAAUUACUAUCCCAUCAUACUUUAUUAUUCAAUACCAAUAUGCAUCAUCCACCUGUGCCAGAUAUACGUGGUAAAAAGUUUUUACGACGACGAACUGCUCGUAAUUUCGAGAUCGUUACCCACGGCGUCAUCGGCUGUCGCGCGCCAAAGCAAUGUGGCGGUCGUAAAUCAAAACUCGUCCAAUGGUUCCGUAAACGUUACGCUUAGCGCUCCGUCUGCACCAAACCCGAUUUACCAAGCACAGAGCGCACCACCACCACCACUACAAGAGCAACAGGAAGCUGGAUGGGCACGCUGCAACGGUGCAACGCUUCCAAUUCCGGUGGCGACCCCUAUCUACCCUCAACUGCAUCACGGUCAAAGUGGGCACAAUGGCAUCGAACAACACUUUCAAAAUUCGAUGCAAAUGCAAGCUGGGCCCUCUUCUGUAGAGGUACAAUACCCCCAAGAAUAUUAUAACCUUCCAGCGUACUUACCGCCUUACGAUCAACGCUCCGUGAGAAAAAUGUAGAUGGUCCAAAGCACAAAAUUAUAUAAUAUAUAUGUAUUUUAUACGUUUAGCGUAAUCGAUGGACGAUGAUACACUUUUCCGAUAUUACAUAUUAUUAUACUAUAAGAGAUCGUGUAAUAUCAUAUAAGUAAUAUUGUGUUCAUUUGAAAAUACGAAUCAUUAUGAGACUGUACUGUUUAUUUUUUUUGGAAUAUUAUACUAUAUAUAAUACACUAUAACUCAUACUCACUAUAUAAA
This is a messenger RNA of Rhopalosiphum maidis (corn leaf aphid), 1329 nucleotides long. RefSeq lists its product as uncharacterized. The record is from RefSeq and is a predicted model, not a curated record. The transcript has 7 exons. Bases 238 to 1092 code for a protein of 284 amino acids. NCBI's taxonomy places the organism in Eukaryota, Metazoa, Arthropoda, Insecta, Hemiptera, Aphididae.